Naegleria fowleri is the source of this 456-nucleotide messenger RNA. RefSeq lists its product as uncharacterized. NCBI's taxonomy places the organism in Eukaryota, Heterolobosea, Eutetramitea, Acrasida, Naegleriidae. The record is from RefSeq and is a predicted model, not a curated record. Bases 1 to 456 code for a protein of 151 amino acids. The transcript has 7 exons. Gene Ontology annotation, molecular function: protein binding.
AUGUGUUUGUUGAAGGAUUAUGGAGUAAGUAAUCCGAAUGAUUUUAACUGCGUCAGACCAAGCUUGAAAACAUCAUCACGCAGGUUGUUGGACAUGUCUGUCAUUUUCUCAGAAAAUUUUUCCUUCACUUCAGGUUACUGUAAGUGUUGUCAAGUUAAAAUUUACGUGUUUGCUCAUUUUGAGAAAAGGUCGUAUGUUUUUGAAGUUUUCUUUCGGAGGUACCAUCUUCUUGUAGUAUACCCCACUUUAUGCAGCAUGCCAUUUUGGACUAAUCGAAAUUGGAGCCCACUUCAUGUUGCAGUUUAUAUGAAACACAAGGAUGUGAUUGAGCUGUUGAUUGCAAAUCAUGCUGACCUGAAUUACAGAGAGAAGUUCAAUCGAACGCCCCUGGAUCUUGCAAAGCAAGUAAAUGCUUCGGAAGAAAUUAUUCAAUUAUUGAACGGAUCAGCUCAAUGA